Eutrema salsugineum is the source of this 1662-nucleotide messenger RNA. Its product is annotated as probable thylakoidal processing peptidase 2, chloroplastic. Gene Ontology annotation, cellular component: chloroplast thylakoid membrane. Gene Ontology annotation, biological process: thylakoid membrane organization. The transcript is spliced from 6 exons. The coding region runs from base 275 to 1351 and encodes 358 amino acids. NCBI's taxonomy places the organism in Eukaryota, Viridiplantae, Streptophyta, Magnoliopsida, Brassicales, Brassicaceae. The record is from RefSeq and is a predicted model, not a curated record. Gene Ontology annotation, molecular function: serine-type endopeptidase activity.
UGCUUUCGACCUGUUCUCCUUGUAUCUGGGAUCUCCAGAUUUUCUCUCCACUCUCUUCCUCUCGCAUUCGAUUGCCACGUGCAAACUCGACUUUGCCGGCGGAAAGGGUCUUCGUCUCUCGCCGGCAGAUCGAAUCUCCAACUUCUCCGAUUCCCGAUUAAUUUACCGAUUGAUUAACUUAUAUUCUUUCUAGGGUCUUCCUUAGGCCUUAAAAACCUCGAAACCCUCAAUUUUUACACCUUCUUCGUCCAAUUCCUGUUCAAAUUUUCCAUUUAUGGCGCUUAGGGUUACCUUCACAUACUCUAGCUAUGUUGCUAGAAACAUUGCUUCAUCCGCCGCGACUCGCGUCGGUACCGGCGAUGUCCGAUCAUGCUUCGAAUGCUGGGUCCGUCCCAGAUUCUUCGGUCACAACCAGAAACCCGAUAUGGAUAAAUCUUCAGGAUCCAACACUCUUGCCCGACCAGCUUCCAUGUAUAGCACCAUUGCGAGGGAAAUCCUCGAAGAAGGAAGCCAGAGUCCGCUUGUGUUGGGGAUGAUCUCCAUCAUCAAAUUAACCGCACCUCCGGAGCUUUUGGGCAUGAACGUCCUCGGGAUCUCGCCCUUCAAGACUUCUUCUGUAAUCCCGUUUCUUAGGGGGUCUAAGUGGAUGCCUUGUAGCAUUCCGGCGACAUUAUCAACGGAUUUUGCUGACGUUGAUAGGGGAGUAAAGGCGUGUGAUGCCAAGGUGAAGCUGGGUUUAAGUAAUAAAGGCUCCAAUGUUGGAAACGGAUGGGUUAAUAAGCUUUUGAAUAUCUGCUCGGAGGAUGCUAAGGCUGCUUUCACGGCCGUGACUGUUUCUCUCCUAUUCCGUUCGGCUUUGGCCGAGCCAAAGUCUAUACCUUCAACCUCUAUGUACCCUACUCUCGAUGUCGGUGAUCGUGUUAUAGCCGAGAAGGUCUCGUACAUUUUCAGAAAGCCAGAGGUGUCAGAUAUAGUCAUCUUCAAGGCUCCUCCCGUUUUGGUGGAACAUGGUUACAACUGUACUGAUGUUUUCAUAAAAAGGAUAGUUGCAAGCGAAGGUGACUGGGUUGAAGUUUGUGAUGGAAAGCUCUUAGUGAAUGACACCGUUCAAGCGGAGGAUUUUGUCUUAGAGCCAAUUGACUAUGAAAUGGAACCAAUGUUCGUCCCUGAAGGUUAUGUCUUUGUCCUAGGAGACAACCGCAACAAAAGCUUUGACUCUCAUAACUGGGGUCCACUUCCGAUAAAGAACAUCAUUGGAAGAUCCGUGUUUCGGUAUUGGCCACCGAGCAAAGUUUCAGACACAAUACACCAUGACCAAGUUAUCCAAAAGGGAGCUGUCUCUGUUUCAUGACCGGGUACAGAUGUCUGGAUGGGUUCUUUGGAUUAAGCAGGAAAUUGAAUAGAUGAAGCCAAGAGCAACGAGCAGUUGUUUCGUUCUGUGUAGUUAGAGCAAUGGGAAAUCCCAAAAAAAGAAGAAGGAAAAACUAAAACAUUUUUGGUAUGAUUUAUUUGUUGUGUUGAAACCUAAAAUGCAAUCAUUGUAAUGGCAGUCGUUGUCUAACAUAAGCGUAAAGUGAGUACUAGAUUACCCUGCUUGCUUACCCAUCUGUAGAAACAUCACAGUACAACUGUACAAGCGGAGAACAAGUUCUUCCAUUCACU